This is a messenger RNA of Poeciliopsis prolifica (blackstripe livebearer), 4643 nucleotides long. Its product is annotated as multivesicular body subunit 12B-like. Gene Ontology annotation, cellular component: late endosome; ESCRT I complex. The record is from RefSeq and is a predicted model, not a curated record. NCBI's taxonomy places the organism in Eukaryota, Metazoa, Chordata, Actinopteri, Cyprinodontiformes, Poeciliidae. The coding region runs from base 245 to 1075 and encodes 276 amino acids. The transcript is spliced from 11 exons. Gene Ontology annotation, biological process: viral budding; regulation of epidermal growth factor receptor signaling pathway; virus maturation.
GCUCUUCCAGUUCUUCUAGGGACUUAGCCUUGCUUGUGGUUUACAUCUCGUACCACUAGCUGGAGAUCCAGUAUGCAGAUAAUCACAAAGCAACACUUGUUUCGGACGACUUCGUUGAACAUGAAAAUUUCCUAGAAUCACAAAUCUCACAGGAGCUGUCAGAAGGCGUAGAAAAGAAAAACACUGGAGAUAUUAGUAGGCCGGCGUAGCCCAAGUGCUCCCCUUUUACUGGAACACUGCAGAGAUGCCUGAGGUCCGGGACCUUUCAGAGGCCUUGCCAGAGAUGUCUAUGGAUCCAAUCACUGGAGUUGGAGUAGUGGCUUCCAGGAACAGGGCCCCCUCUGGAUAUGAUGUGAUAUCUAUAACAACAGAUGGCCUGGAUGCAGACUUGUGGAAAGAUGGCCUUUUCAAAUCCAAGGUGACCCGUUACCUGUGUUUCACCAGAGUUUUCUCUAAAGAAAAUAGCCAUUUAGGCAAUGUUCUUGUAGACAUGAAGUUGAUUGAUAUAAAGGACACUUUGCCAGUGGGCUUCAUCCCAAUCCAGGAGACUGUCGACACUCAAGAGCAGGCCUUCAGAAAGAGGCGGCUUUGUAUCAAGUUUAUUCCGAGAGAUUCAACAGAGGCAGCUAUCUGUGACAUCCGUAUCUUGGGACGAACCAAACAGGCCCCUCCUCAGUAUACCUUUAUUGGGGAACUCAACAACAUGGGAAUCUGGUAUCGCAUGGGGAACGUUGAUCGUGCUCAAGAACCAAUGCACACACCAACAACCAUCAAUGUCCAAAAUGCUAAUUCCUCCACUGUGCCAGUCUCAGCUGCUCCUAUUCCCAAGCAUAUUUCCAUGACCCUGCCAGCUAGCUUCAGAGGAAAGACCACCACCAGACCAGACUAUGAGCAUCAGAACUCCAAUCUGUAUGCUAUCUCAGCUAUGGAUGGAGUGCCUUUUAUGAUUUCUGAGAAGUUUGCCUGCACCUCUCCUGAACUGCAGCAAGUGGAUCUGAUGGGUAUUACUAUCAAGUCUCUAGCUGAGAUUGAAAAAGAGUUGGAGCUCAGCGAGGUUGGAUGGAGAGCGACGUGAACAGCAGUUUUCAGCUCUUUCCACAGAUUCUUGAUUGGAUUCAGUAUGAUUACAGCUUCCGCACUGAGCACAGUGCAGCAGCUCGCCUCCCUCCCAGUCCAACACGAACCUCCUUGAGCUCUGAAGCCUGAUGCACCAGUUCUUAGCAACUCUCUAGGCAAUAAAUUCCAGCAAGAGAGACAUGUUGAUGUUGAAUACCUGCCCACACCAAACAGUGAACCACCAACCUCUGUAGGGCGAAGCUGGAGCCAUGCAUACAACACAGAGGAGCUGGCUGUUAAGAGGACUGAGAUUAUGGAUUUAUUUUGCUGCAAAUGUUGGAGAAUCUCGGUCGUACACAUUACAUCCAAAACAAAGGAUGUUUUAUAAACAUGGUGAAAUCAUCCCAAAUAGUGAUGGAGAACGUCUGUUGAGCUUUUAUUAUUCUCUAAAAGCAAAUGCGCCAACUUCUAAAGUACCUGCUGCUGUGUUCUGAAUCAACGCAUCAACAGGGAAGUUCAAGUUUUUCUGGUCUGUAUGGAAAAAUACAUUGUCCUCUUCUUGUUACUGUUGUAUACUGUUUUGACUGUAAGUGCACUUUGUGUUUGGGACUUUUGGUGUGCUUCCGUUUUGCCUGAGAUAUUUUGUAACCACUUUCAAUAUUUUUUACAUGAGCCAACAUCUUGUGAGCCACUGUUACAGUUUGCUAACUCCUAUCAUGGCUUCCACUGCUUAGUUACCAAAACCACUAUGAAGUCUCAGCUAAAUUGGCUGAAUGCUAAAUGUGGCUGACUAUUAACAUUAGAGUAAAUACAUCGCCUUCAUACUUUUUUUCUUCAUUCUGUAGGGAAAAAAAUAGCAUGUUUGUUUUACUGGUUAAACAACUUCCUGAGUUGACUUCAACCGCUCUGUGAUGUAUUUCAGGACGUCUUUAAACAAUUAAAAAGACUUUUCAGAAUAUGUAUUUUUAAUUGUUUCUUAAAAAAACAAUUGAGUUUAUGGAUCCUGUAUAGAAAAAAUCAUGCUUCGACUUUGGAUUCAGAUUCCACCUUCUAAAGCAUAUGUUUGUUUAUAAUCCCCAGAUUUCUUAUGGUCGUCUGUAAUAUUGAUAUUAUAGGAAUUUGUAACAACAGCAAGAGGCCAAAUGAGUUUUCAGUCAUUACGCCCUUGUAUUAAUUACUAACAACAUUUAAAGGAGUAGAUUCAUUCACUGACAGAUAUUUUUUAUUUAAUGUUACAGUCUGCUGCUGAGGGAGACAUUUUAUUCCUUGUUUUUUAGUUGUCUGUUUAAGCUUUGGAUUCUUAUGCUCAAGCUUUUAUGAGCCCACAGUCACCCUGAGUUAGUCUGUGAAUAUUAUUCACUGUGUUUUGAUGUAUUUCAACUCCAAAUGUAUUGGUAAUAACCUGGCAAUUUUCUGUUACUUAACUCACUCCAAAUACUUAGGUAUUAAAUGUUUGGUAUUUGCAGUUUUAUCAAGUCACUACACAGAAUAACAAAAUUUUCUACUGUCUGUAUAAUUUAUUAGUUUAUUGUGACCAUGUUUUCUGUUAGGCUCAUUUCUGUUCAUUAGAGAAAACAAAACCUGGAAAAAAGCCCUUGGUUCUGUUGAUAUUGUUAUCAGGAUAAAAAAAAGUCUGUGCUUGCUCUCAGUUAAGAUAUGUGUUAUUUUUUAGAUUUAGUGUUCACUUCAAAGACUGGCUAAACAGUUAACAGCUCACUGACUCUGUUUUCAAAGUGUUUGUUAGUCUGCUUGCAUGGUGACCCAAUAAAGCAUCAGAAGAUUUAGAAUAUGUUUUAGGGUAAUAAAAUAAGAUUUUGUUUCUCAAACAGAUUUUAUUCUGUAUAAACAAAUCAACUUUAGUGGAAAUUGUGUUACAAGGAUGGUCUAUUAAAAUGUGAUAAACAUCAACAUAUCAAAGGGUUUUUUUCUUCUCACAAAAGAACAGAUAAAGAUCUGGUAACCUUGAGCCCUUCAUUUCUGUAUAUUUCAGUUAAUAUUUUUCAUACUCACCCAAGCAGCCAGACCUUUUCAUAAUUUUUGGUGUAUUCCACAUAACUAUUGCCAAAAUGAUUUGCUCACCUGACUUGACUGGCACAUGAGCUUAAGUACCAUCCCUUUCCUAAUCCACAGGGUUCAAUUUCAUGUUGAUCCCACUUUGUGGCUAGAAAGGCUUAAACUUUUCUGGGAAGGCUGUCCACAAGGUUUAUGAGUGUUUAUGGGAAUUUUUGACAAUUCUUCCAGAAGCGCAUUUGUAAGGUCACAUACUGAUGUUGGACAAGAAACCUGGCUCUCAGGAACUGCUAUAAUUCAUCCCAAAGGUGUUCUGUCAGGUAGAGAUCAGGACUCUGUCAAGUUCAUUCACACCAGACUGCCAUUCAUGCCUUUAAGGGCUUUGCUUUGUGCACUGGUGCACAGUCAUGUUGAAAGAGGAAGAGUGCAGCUGCAAGCUUUUCUCACAAAGUUGGGACCAUGGAAUUGUCCAAAAAGUCUUGGUAUGCUGAAGCAUUCGGAGCUCCUUUCACUAGAACUAAGGAGUAAAUCCCAGCUCCUGAAAAGCAACCCCACACUAUAAUCCCUCUCCACCAAACUUUACACUUGGCACAAUGGUGUUCCAAUUUUGAUUGGAACACCGUCUUGCAAAUAUGCUCACAUUUUGCCAAAAGUGAGCAAAUACCUUUGGCAAUAGAGUGUGUAACAUUAAAAGAAAAAGAAAAGAAAAAAAGAUGAAGCUUACAUCAUAAUCAUUCAGUACAAUUAUAUAUAAACAGUUGUCAAUAUAUUCUAAUCUAUACAUAUGAAUCAAAAUCUGAAAAAAAAUAAGAGUAGCAUUUUUGAUAAUAGAAUUUUACUUAAAAUAGGAAAAACAAAUCACAGAUGUAUUAUCAGUAUAUACAGGACAAAUGUUGGCAAUAUUAGUUGUAAUAUGGGUAGAAGACAUAAAAUCAUUUACAAACAAUUUGUUCAGACUGUGGUGGUGUACGGGCAAAAGCACAACCCACGUUUUGAGGCCUUAGUCCCGGUGGCGGUGGUCACGGGUUCAAUUCCCGGCCUGGCGACAUUUACCGCAUGUCUUCCCCCUCUCUCAUUACCCCAUGUUCUGUCGUAUUACUUUCAAAUAAAGGCCACUAGAGCCAACAAAACCUUAAAAAAAACAUUUGAUUGGUGGUCAAAAUGCAUUGAUAAAAGUUGACUGGCAAUGAAUUGAUUCUGCCUCUUUUUAAAGUAAAAAAAAUAGCCAGUAAAAUGAGACUCAGUCAUUUUAAACUCAGUGCAGUAGUUUGACCAACAAAAAUAAAAUCUAUAAAAUAUAAUUUGUUCUUCUUGAAUACCUCUCCACAUCAGUGCAACAGUUUUACCUACAAAUAUCAUUAAAAAUUAUGCUUUUCACAUCCAACAGACAACUUAGCUCUUCACUGAUAACUCAGUCUCACUGUCCAGCCCUGCAUUCAGCAACUUCAUUUUCCACUUUUUAGUCAAACAUGAGCCAUGGCUCUCAAAAGGUUGAAAAACACAAACUGUUGCAAAAAAAAAGCCAAAAUAUUUUUAUGUCCUGUCAUUUCAGCCAUAAAUUAAAAUGUAAAUAUUUA